Molecule: messenger RNA, 801 nt
Organism: Drosophila navojoa
Lineage: Eukaryota; Metazoa; Arthropoda; Insecta; Diptera; Drosophilidae
Gene: Muc4B
Product: Mucin 4B
Source: RefSeq, a predicted model, not a curated record
AUGAUAAGCAGCUGCUGUCAGCUGUGUGCGGCACAGAACUCGACGUUCGUGGCAACAAUUGUCAGCUCGAACAACACGUUGCAGACGCUGAACGAGACGCGGCUCAAUGAAACGAUAACAAUCAAUAUAACAACAACAACAACAACAACUACACCAGCAAUAAGCUCAACAACAGCAGCAACGGACACGACAACAACAGCAACUGAUACGACUACAACAAGCAGCACGACAGCAACACCUGAUGCAAGCAGCUCAACUAUAGCAGCAACUGACACAACAACAACAACAGAAGCAACCACAUCUAGCACAACACCAGCAACAGAUAGCUCAAGCACGACAGUCACAGCAGCAACAACCCUGGAGCCCUACCCUAUCGCACCGUAUCCAACGGUUUACGGUCAGCUGUCCAGCCUGGAUAUAGCCAGGCAGAUGCGCAGGCUCAAGAAGCAGCGACUGGGCCGUGUGGGCAGAAAGCCAGGACGCAAAGGCCGCAAGUUGCGCAGGCGCAGCACAACAACAACAACAACAACAACAUCGACAACAACGCCAGCAACAACGACUGCAGCCGACGAUGGUGAUGACAACAACAACAACAAUGAUGAUGAUGAUGAUGAUGGCAACGCUGCUGAAGAUCCCAUCUUGGUGGAGCCCCUGCCAGAGUUGCCGCUGCGCCUGGGCAACAUCGAGAACCAGCGCAUCGAUCAAUGAAUGCAUUGAGCUGAACCCGAAUCGAUUUAUGAAUCACUAAGCUAGACUUGAAAUUUAUGAUAUAAUAAAGCCUCAUAUUGAACGACUUAUGUA